UAUAGAGGCGUUGUUUCAGUUUACGAAUUGCCUAAAAAUUUCAUUUAAUUUAAAUUUUGAUCAAAAACAGAUACUAAAAGAUAUGAGAUCAUUUUUAAAAUCUCAUAAAAUAUGACAGAUGACUUCAAGUUAUCGAAAGCUGAUUACAUCAUUCAGCAGCUUAACGUAGAAACAGCGAAAAAAGCAUGUUUUCUUCUAGCAUUCAGUUUCAUAAUUUAUCACAGUAUCAUUCAUUUUAAAUACGGAAAUGACUCUUGUAAGUGGCUUCUUCAAGACUUGGGUCGAUUCAAAGGAGACAAAGAAUGGCAGCCAAAUGAGUCUUCUAACAAUAAUCUAGAAUUCAUUGAUAGUCGCUUGAAACUUCGUGUCACUUAUGUUUCCGCUGGUGAUUUAAAAACAAUGUUAGCGGAAUUUGAAAAACUUCUCAAAGAUGUCGAUCCACCAAACUUCAUCAUCGCCAGUUCCAAAUUCAUUAAUUUAUCUUUUCAACCUGAUAAAAGUGAAAAUUUUACUAAGGAAUUGGAGAAAUCUUUCGUUAAAAACUUGACACUCUUAGUGACACCAAUUGACAGUCUCGUAUCAAAACAAACAAGAAUUCUUUGGAAGCUUCAAGAUCCAAUUGAUGACAGUUUAAAUGAACCACCAUUAGAAUGGAAAGAUAUCACAAACUCUGACAUUGAACACUACAAUCGAAUUAUUUCUGACACAAUGAAGUAUUCGAAUGUUAAUAUUUGGAGAUCAGGAACACAAAUCGCUUAUGGGCUCAUUGAAGAGAUGAAAGAUGGCUUCAAAUUAGGACCAAUUGCUUUGAAGCACGACAUUCAAAUCUUAUUGAACAUGUAUUGCAAUGACAACAUGAAUUACAAUGACGGGACUUGUUGCAGUACAUCAGAAAACUACACAAUGCUUCAGAUCAUCACUUAUUCCAUAUUCCUCGUGUGCUUAACUGUAAUGUUGGCUUUGUUUCUUAAGAAAUUGAUUUCAAAGUUACGUGGACAAACUUUGUACAUGCCAUUGCAGCAAGAAAUCAAUCAACCGCCCAUCAGCUCAGUGAAUCGGAUUCAAGACUUUAUACAAGCACUUGGCAUCCUUGGAAUCAUCAUGGUUUACUUCUAUCUAUGCGAUCGGACAAAUUUCUUCAUGAAAGAGAACAAAUAUUACUCUGAGUUUAGCUUUUGGAUUCCUGUUUGUUGGAUGACAGCUGUUGGACUUUUCUUCACGGAAGAUUCAAAGUUUACUCGUGUCAUGCAUCGAGAUCAAACUGAUGAAAUGAAAGGAUUUAUGAUCAUUGUUGUUCUCAUUUACUACAUGACCGGAGCAACUCGCGUCAUCCCAAUUUAUAUGAUCAUCAAAGUUUUCAUCAGCACUUUUCUCUUUCUCAUCGGUUAUCAACAUUUUUCAUACUUCUGGCAAACAGGAAACAAUGGAAUAACUCGAUUCCUAAAUGUCAUGUUUCGAAUCAACUUCAUGACAAUUGUUUUGUGCUUUGCAAUGAAUCGACCUUAUCAAUUUUAUUUCUUUGCACCACUCGUCUCGUUCUGGUUUGGAAUGACUUACUUGACAUUCACAUUGCCACCAAGAAUCACAGCACAAACAAUUGAGAACAAUUCUUAUCAGUACUUAUACUUGGUCAUCAAAUUUAUUUGUUUGUUGAGUGUCAUCACAAUCUUAUACAUGUCGGAAGUUUUCUUCGAAAGAAUUUUCUUAAUGCGACCGUGGCGUGCACUCUUUGUCAGCAUGGAUGAUUUUGUUGAUGAAUGGUGGUAUCGUUUCAAGCUCGAUCGAUAUUCAACAGCUUAUGGAAUGAUGUUUGCAGCUAUUUUUAUUGCUGCUCAAAAGUUUAACAUCGUUGAUGACAGUAAUCACGGAAAUUUAUUUUCAAGACGAAUUUCACUAACUUCGACACUUCUUUCAAUUGCCGGACUUGGGUUUUAUACAACUUUCACUUUCCUGUGCAAAAAUAAGUUGGAUUGUGAAGAGAUUCACUCGUAUGUGGUGUUCAUUCCCAUUAUAAGUUUUCUUGUCUUACGAAACAUCUCAGGAGUUCUCCGUACAAGAUUCUCAACACUUUUCGCGUGGUUUGGCAAAAUCUCAUUGGAAUUGUUCAUUUGCAUGCAUCAUAUUUGGCUUGCUGCUGAUCGACAUGGUGUGCUCGUCUUACUUCCUGGCUUCCCCACACUCAACAUCAUUCUCACAUCUUUCAUUUUUGUUUGCAUCUCACAUGAAAUUCACCGAAUAACUCAGAUUCUUGUCUCAUUUGCUGUGCCACAGCAUGAUUGGCGUUUGGCUGUUAAAAACCUCAUUUUAUUUAUGGUGGUCUUGAUUCCUAUUGGGAGAUCUGAUGGAAUGAUUUGAAUCUUUACAUUUACCUACUGAAAUAUUUUUCAAAUAAUAAAAGGAAUUUCAAUCUAAAGA
This is a messenger RNA of Clunio marinus, 2415 nucleotides long. The record is from the annotation of a GenBank genome assembly. NCBI's taxonomy places the organism in Eukaryota, Metazoa, Arthropoda, Insecta, Diptera, Chironomidae.